AUGUGUUCACGCUUCACAGAGCAUUUCAACUUUGACGAAGCUAUUAGUUUUGGGCAUUCAGAAUCUAGAUCAACACUAUCAUCAGCUUCAGAAUCCGUGUUUUCCUCUUCUUCAGAAACGCUGAAUACGAGACUCUCAGCAGAGUGUAUCAACACAGUCACUACACGAGCCUCACUCAAGAACUCUGCUUGUACUACAUCCUAUAUAUCCGUUAUUCAAAACGAAGAGCUCGCAUUACCGGCGCCAGCAACCAAAACACCUAUCAAAAAGAAACUGAAACGUUUCUUGACUCUUCGCAGUAAAAAGUCAAGUUGCACUUAUUUCCUUUCUGUUACCAUCCAGAACCUUAUCUUGCUAUCCUGUAGUAUAAUGUUUGAUCCAACCUGCGAGGAAUCAGUCACAUUCAAAACCAUGACAUUGUCAAAAGGGGAUCUCCUUUUUUUUCAGUAUGAAACCUCUAAGACCAAGCGGAGAAAAGCAUACGUCGUCAUAAAGUGUAUCUGA
Molecule: messenger RNA, 504 nt
Organism: Mycotypha africana
Lineage: Eukaryota; Fungi; Mucoromycota; Mucoromycetes; Mucorales; Mycotyphaceae
Exons: 2
Coding region: 1-504 (167 amino acids)
Source: RefSeq, a predicted model, not a curated record